Nerophis ophidion (straightnose pipefish) is the source of this 8843-nucleotide messenger RNA. It is a transcript of the gene rbm15, whose product is annotated as RNA binding motif protein 15. Gene Ontology annotation, biological process: regulation of alternative mRNA splicing, via spliceosome. Lineage: Eukaryota; Metazoa; Chordata; Actinopteri; Syngnathiformes; Syngnathidae. Gene Ontology annotation, molecular function: mRNA binding. Bases 171 to 2696 code for a protein of 841 amino acids. The transcript has a single exon. The record is from RefSeq and is a predicted model, not a curated record. Gene Ontology annotation, cellular component: nucleus.
CGUCUGGGUGGGCGGGUCUUCAAGCGAAUCUUACAAAAUGGCGACUGUUGUUGUUUUGCCGCAGGGUCAGUGAAUAUCAGCGUUUUUCCGCUUUAAAAAUUUGCAAUCACUUGCAGAAUUGCAGCCGUUAAGCCCCAGGCGUACCAAAGGUCGUCUCUGAGUGGACUGAAAUGAAAGGUAAAGAGCGGUCGCCACUGAAAAAACGCUCCCGGGCCUUGGACGACAUUCGAGACCGAGGAGGAUGCCACCCGAGCAGUAAGAAAAUGGGCUCUCUUUCCGCUUCGGGUGGAAGUAAUAAUGGAAAUAGCUCCGGUAAAAGCGACUCGACGAGGAGGAGCCUGCUCGGCGAGAAAAGGGACAGAGACUUCGACGGACACAGUCGGACUGGUAAUAACCACAAUUGUCAGCCCGGUGCCGUCAGCAAAAACCACAGCCUGAGCUUGUCGCUGGACUUAGCCGCGGCGAGGAGCACGUCUCGCGGGGAGCAGCGGCUCCAAGCGCCCGGUGUGGAGAGUGAGUACAAAACCCUCAAAAUCAGCGACCUCGGCACUCAGCUGAGCGACGAAGAUGUAGAAGACGGACUUUUUCACGAAUUUAAGAAAUAUGGGGACGUGAGCGUCAAGCUGAGCCGCAACAACGACGAACGGAUAGCCUUCGUGAACUUUAGAAAGCCGGAGGACGCCCGGGCUGCCAAACACGCCAGGGGGCGGCUGGUUCUCUACGACCGGCCGCUCAAAAUCGAAGCAGUGUACAUCAACCGGAGGAAAAGUCGUUCCCCGGUCGAGAGGGACUUGUACGGCGCGGCGCCGAGCCACAGACACUUGCAGAGGCCCCUCUCGCCUACCGGCCUCGGAUACCGAGAUUACCGACUACAGCAACUGGCCCUCGGACGUUUGCCCCCUCCUCCGCCGCCCCCCUUGCCCAGAGAACUGGACCGGGAACGGGAGUUUGCCCUGUUUGAGGCCAGAGCUCGCCCUGCGUUUAUUGCAGAGCGAGCGUCCUUCCGUGAGGAGGAUUUUCUUUCACCAGAGGUCGACCAAAGAGCUAAUCGGACUUUGUUUUUGGGCAACCUGGACACGUCUAUUACAGAGACGGACCUGCGAAGAGCGUUUGACAUGUUCGGUGUCAUAACAGGGGUGGACAUCAAAAGACCCAACAGGGGUCAAACCAGCACGUACGGCUUUUUGAAAUUUGAGAACCUCGACAUGGCUCACCGUGCCAAGGUGAGCAUGUCUGGGAAAAUAGUGGGCCACAACACCAUUAAGAUUGGCUAUGGCAAGGCCACGCCCACUACACGCCUGUGGGUGGGUGGACUUGGGCCAUGGGUCCCCUUGGAUGCCCUUGCGAGAGAGUUUGAUCGCUUCGGCACAAUCAGGACCAUAGACUACAGGAAAGGGGACACCUGGGCCUACAUUCAGUAUGAAAGCUUGGAUGCCGCACAGGCAGCGUGCACACACAUGCGCGGAUUCCCUCUCGGCGGCCCAGAACGAAGACUUCGUGUUGACUUUGCUGACACAGAGCAUCGUUACCAACAACAGUUCCUGCAGCCUCUCCCGAUACCUCCUUUUGACAUGGUGGCAGAGUCGUUUGUCCACCGCGCCACGCCAGAACCUCUGAGGGUCAGAGAUCGGACUCCCCCGGCGAUACACUUUAGAGACAGAGAGCUCUUCCCUGGUGGAGAAUGGCCCAGCCCGUCUAUUCGUGAGCGGGUACGCCCCCCCCCCUUUGACCCCUUGGAGCACUUGGAACGUGAUCGACGGGUGCGAGAACACUGGUCUUUGGAGCGAGAGCUGCAGGGGCGGGAGCCUCCUCGCAAGCGGCGCUUAUUGGAAGACGGGCGCCAUCUCGAUCACUCCCCUGAAAACUCAGAAAGGACAGUAAGACGUCGGCGCGCCUCCCCGGACGGUAGCCCUGGGGAGAGCAGCAGAGACGGACGCUUCAGCGACUCGGAGCGCCCUGUGCGUGGUGACAGACCCUCCCCUGUACGGGACCGCCACAGCAGCCUUGAGCGAGGCGGAACUGAACGCAGACUCAAAAGCCUCUCUGACAAGGCGCCGUCGAGCAGCAACAUUUCAGCAGCCGGAGAACGUAAACGCAAAACAGUUGACGGCAGCAAAGGCCCGGCGAAGAGAGAUCGCUCAGAGAGCUCUUCGAAAAGCGGACAUCAGUCCAAAUCAGACGGCAGCAAGCUGAGUUUGGCCUGGCACGGAAUGCUCCUCCUUAAGAACAGUAACUUUCCAGCCAACAUGCACCUGCUGCAAGGCGAUCACAGCGUUGCCAGCGACCUGCUAAUGGACGGGACCACGGGCAAGCAGGUGUGCGAACUAAAGAUCACCCAGCGUCUCCGCCUGGACCAGCCCAAGCUCGACGAGGUUUCCCGACGCAUCAAAGUAGCCGGGCCGGGCGGCUACGCUAUCCUCAUGGCACUUCCUGGCAGCACAGAGGAUUCGACGUCUGACACCGCCGUCUCAACUCAGCGGCCGCUUCGCAACUUGGUGUCCUACCUCAACCAAAAACAAGCGGCAGGAGUCAUCAGCCUGCCCGUGGGAGGGAGCCGUGAUAAAGACGCCACAGGGGUUCUUCAUGCUUUCCCUCCCUGUGAUUUCUCCCAGCAGUUUCUUGAUACCUCUGCUAAAGCUUUGGCCAAAAGUGAAGAAGACUACCUGGUCAUGAUUGUGGUGCGAGGAGCAUCUUAAAUCAGAGCAAAACACACUAAGUCAAAGAGUGUUAAAAAAAACAACAACAAACAACUGCUGUAUGUCAGUAACCAUUGCAUGCUGUGUGUUUUACAUUAUGGGCUACACUAGUAUGGUUCUUGAACGUAGUAUGUUGUCAGGGUAACAGCUAAAACAACAAACACUUGCCUUUCUGCUACCAAACAAAAAGGAUGUGUGUGCAUUUUGAAUUUUGGUAGGCAUGUAUCAUACCUCAAAGUCCAAAAUAACACAGUGAUUAAUUUAAAAAUAUUUUUAAAUGGGUAGCAUUUGGUGAUUAAAAUAACCAGAUAAUGUAACAAAUAGUAUUUAUCCCCAUCUAAAGCAAUUAAAUAAAUGGACACAAUAACAUUUCUAAUAAAGCAAAAAAUGUGAACAACACAAAUGGAGGUUCACAUUGAAAAGUGUUAAGUUGGCAUAUUCUCAACAGUGUUCAGUUAUUUUGACCCGCAGCUCACAUUUUGUUAUUGUGUCUACACGUGAAAGGGACUUUAUCAUUGUUGCUCCACACUGAUGGACGUGUGCAUGUUCUAUACUUCAAAGUUCCAUGUCCAACCAAAUACAGUUCAUCAUUUGGUAAAGUGUUUUAACAAAGCACCUAACUUGGUUCCAAGUUCAAACAUGCCACAACUCCCCUCAACAAAUGUCCUUUAUUAACAGUUAACGCUUACAUUUAUUUUUAAUAAGCAGAAGGGCGCAGAGUUGGGACAUGUUUGAGCUUCCUGUUUGUAAUGUGAGGGUCUUUCUAGUUCCAACUAUACAGCUCUUAUAUGUUUCAGCUACGUUGUAAACUUAACUGGUGUUGGAGUCCAUUCAAGGUCUGGUACACAUUUUUAAUGUGCAAUUUCAAUGUUUCAAAGUCAAUUGUGGCAGGUACUGUAAAUGGACUGGUCAAAACGAUAUGCACUAUCUAAAAAUGUUUCAGCAUUUAGGAAAUAUUGCCAGGUAUUAUGAUUGACACAGAUAAGUCUUCAGUUUGUCAUUGCACUGGUUUCAAACUGCACUGCAUUAUAAAUAAAAACAAAGAUGGGCAAUGAUUAAAAAACAUCUUAACAGGAUGCAGUGCAGUUAGACACCGCUUCCCAACUACAGGGUAGUGUUCAUUUUUUUGACUAAAAAUGUUCGUCUUGAUUAUCAUCAACAACCUUUUCCCCCCUGACUAAAACGGGCCUUAUGAAUUGGGUUUGUGAGAAGCUCUGCAAUAACCUUAAAGUGGUUUCAAGACAACUCCAAAGAUGCGUAUACUUUGUAUUUUAGUCGACAAAAUUGACUAAAAUGUUGAGGAAUUUAAUCAAACAAAACUACAUCAAUAUAGAUGAAUAAAAAUCACUGAAAGUAAAAACUAAAUUUUCUAAAGGCUGUGACUAAAACUGCUAAAUUAACACUGUUGAAGAUAACUAAGACGAACAUUUUUAGUCAACAAUUUUAACACCGCUACAAUGUAGUUUAAUAAUUCAUGACCAUACAAAAUUUUUGUAUAUUGGUGGUUUUCUUAGAUUGUACACGUGGUCCCACUUUACUUUAGAAAUUUACAACAACAGAACAUGGUGAUGAUGCAAAUACUGACCUGUUUUCACAUCAUGCUUUAUUUUGUGCAUCCCCCACCUUUUUUUUUUUUUUAUAGAAAUGGCUUUCAUGUGUAAUCUAUAAACAUUUACAGUAGACAUGGAUAAAACAAACAGAAAAAAAAUUAAUCGUACAUUUGUUUCGAUAUUUGACUAAGAGUGUUUGAUUUAUUGCUCUGAAAGUUUAAAAGGUCCUUAAGAAGAAUUCAAAAUCAGUAUCAGAAAGUUCCAAACCGGAUGUGUGUUCAGUUAGUAGGUCUGUGUCAUAUUAAUAUUUUUACUACCUAAUGCUAAAAUCAGCUUUUUUUAUUUUUAUUUUGAAGUCUAAACGUUAUGUUUGAUUUCAGCCAAGGCCUACUCACUGAAUUCCGAUGACAGCAUUGUUGUAUGUGUGACGUCAUCACUUUGUCAACAUGCGAGGACUUGAUGUUUGCUCACACUUUGUGACGACGACAUGGUGGUGAGUCCACACCGUUGCGGCGGCUUCAUUUGAGCUGUGUUUGAAAAGUGGGCAAAUUGUACACGUUGAUGUCACGCGGGAAAAAGGAAAGCCCCUGUGACGAGCUGUUCACGUACCUGCAAGUGCAUCUGAGCACUUAAUGUGACCGAUUAUCAAUAAAUUGUUCAUUUGAAGGGAAACCUGUUUCUUCGAUGGAAGUCAAUUGGAGAAACAAAAAAACGGCCGUGCCUUGUUGUGUUUCCCAGGAGUCGCGAAUCGUUGUUGACCCGCAGGGGGGGAAAGAAGGGAGACGACUUCCUGUUUGUUAGUUGCAGCGAGGAGACAAGACCCCUCUUUGCACUGAGGGCCACACUUCACACGUGACACGCGGAGGAGCCCCGCCUCCUUUCUUUCUUGUGGCAGGAGGAGAACCUUGUCCCCUUCUGUGGGUGGUUGUCACGGGUGUGGGUCCAGGAAGUCCACACGUGGCACCUCUGAAGUAUCCAAGUGUUAUAGGAAUAUUUACCUCCGCUGACAAAGAAGCUCUUGUCAUCCAUUCUCAUCCGAGUUUCUGCAUGGAGGUCAAAUAUGAGCAAGCCCCUUUUUUUGGGAGGAAUCCACAUCGAGGACACCUCCUUGCUCGGAGGAGUUUGCUCUGCAAGCACACUUUUUUAUGUUUAUGCAGCAAGUACCUUCCCCCCAAUCCAACAUUUCCCAUCGCCAUCCAUCUUAGUAGAAUUAAUGUGCCGAGGAGGGGGCCGGUCUUGAGGAGCGUGGAGCACCACAGCUUGCAGUCAGACAACACAACACUCCACUUCCACGCCGCCACUUGGCACCAGGAGUCGAACCAGCGGAGGGGUGAGUAAGGAGGACGACGCUGCCUGCUAGCUUUGUAUCACUAGACCGGGCAGCUGUGGUGAGUAUGACUGCGAUGCAUCAAUGGAUGGUCAUUUUGCAUAAAACACAAUUCUCUUCCUGCUUUCAAAGUACACAGGCUAGUAUUAGAACCUGCACAAUCUAAUUAGAUUCACACUAUAGUGCCCAGGUUCACAAUAUUGUGUAAUUUGCAGUGGGGUAGGUUUUUGAUGCAUCAUACAACUGUUUUGUGUUGCACAAAGCACUCAUAAAGCAUGCCACUAGAUAGAUAGAUAGAUAGCACUUUAUUGAUUCCUUCAGGAGACUUCUGUCAGGAAAAUUUAAAUUCCAGCAGCAGUGUACAAAAUUGUGGUCGAAUUUAAAAAGUAAAUAAUGGGUAUUAAAUGGAAACAAAAUACAAAACUAUUACAAUAAGAAUACAAUAAAAAAUCAACAAUGACAAUAAAGAAUAACAGUAAAAUAAGAAUAUAACAACAGAAACUAGGCAGUAGUGACCAUGUUAUGAAAAAAAAAACACUAGAACAAUAGACUCAUUGAAUGAAUAAUAUCUUUAGAUAGAGCAGAGGUGUCAAACUCAUUUAAGAUCUGAACCACAUGAGAAAAAUCUACUCCCAAGUGGGCCAGUCUUGUAAAAUCACGGCACAAUAACUUCAAAAUGAAGACAACUUUAGUUUGUUUUCUUUGUUUGAAAAUAGAACAAGUACAUUCUGAAAGUGUACAGAUCAUAAUGUUGUCGGGUUUCUUUUUACACUUACAUGUUGCGGUUAAUAGUAUUCUUUCUUUGUCGUUAUUUAUACUUUUUGAAUAAAUGAUGUGAUAAUGUUCAUCAGUCAACUCAUUGGUGUUAAUUUUUAAUCUAUCAAGAUAAAACAAUUAUAUCAAGUUUAAAAUUGCAGUAGGUUAUUUUUGUAGUUUGCUCAAUUUCCUCGACUGGUGCCCUAAAAUGUGGUUUAUAUUUUACUUAUGUGGCAUCAUCUACAAAGAUACAAAUAAUUGCUAUUGCGACAUCUAAUGGACACAUUUAAAACAGUUUCUUUCAUUCAAAUAUUUUGGAUCAUUUUUAUACUUAGCAAACUCAUCCCGCGGGCCAGUUAAAACCGUAUGUUUGACACUCCUGUCUUAGAGUAUGAGUCGAAACAAUCCAAAUUAGGUAUAGUUCUGUCGUGUCAUAGUCAAGUCACUCAAAUAUGUCAGUCUUCCACUGAUUUGAUGGAAGUGGGACACAUGCAUGAUAAAGUGAUCUUCACUAGGCCUUUACAACUACACUCCUUUUAGAAAGUCUGUCAUGAGAUAAGGAACAUAUUUUAAGCAAGGUGUGUCCAAACUUUUUCCGGUGAAAGCCGCAUGGGCACAAAACCAAUGCAAUGUAUUUCCAAACUGUCUGAACUAAUAAACAUCCACAUUUUAGCUUUAUGGGGUUGGUAACAAAGCAAAUUAGUGUAAUAUUUAAUCCAAUCUUCUUGUUAAAGUACUAACGAUAGUCCCACACACACACUAAGGUGUGGUUAAAUUGUCCUCUGCAUUGACCCGCCCCCAUGUUCACCCUCUGGAAGGUGAGGGAAGCAGUGAGCAGCAGCAGUGGCUGUGCCCGGGAAUCAUUUUGGUGAUUCAACCCCCAAUUCCAACUCUUGAUUCUGAGUGCCAAGCAGGGAGCCAAAGGGUCCCAUUUUUAUAGUCUUUGGUAUGACUCAGCCUUCCAGUUACAGGGCGGACACUAACCACAAGGCCACUGAUCAGUUCAGUUAUCAUUCUUAAUAUUAUGACCUUUUCAAUGUCUUAAGCUCACUCGGAAACUUACCUUAUCGUGCAAGAAAUGUGUACAUGUUCAUCAUGACAGGACACCAAAAAUCACAAGUAUUGAACCCAAGGCCUGGGGGCCAGAUGUGAACCAAGAGGCUCAAAAUAAUGUACGCCAAUAAAGCACUUACUGGCUCAAUACGUUCGCUCUUUAAAUUUUGGCACAAUACAACAUACUGAACGCACUUACAUUUGUAUAUAUUUAUACCAUGAAUUGAUUAACGUGGACCCCGACUUAAACAAGUUGAAAAACCUUUUCGGGUGUUACCAUUUGGUGGUCAAUCGUACGGAAUAUGUACUGUACUGUGCAAUCUACUAAUGAAAGUUUCAAUCAAUUAAUCAAUCAAUCUUCCAAACAUUAUUAUUAUUAGUAUCUGAUAAUGCAACAGUAUUUUUCUUUUGGUAAUCCCAAACUAAUACCUAAAUAUCUGCUUGCCGUCUAGACUAUGAUUUCCAAGCAUGUUUUCCAUCAAUCUGUGGUUAAAAAGUACAAUAAACACAAUAGCCUCUGCAGAUGUUAUAAAAAGCCUAUUAGACAUUUAUGUUCACAUACAUUCACUGUUACAAGCGGAUUGAUUGAUUGAUUGAAACUUUUAUUAGUAGAUUGCACAGUUCAGUACAUAUUCCGUACAACUGACCCCUAAAUAGUAACACCCGAAUAAGUUUUUCAACUUGUUUAAGUCGGGGUCCACGUUAAAUCAUGGUAAACCUCUGAGGCAGCUAUAAUCGUGAUGUGGCCCUCGAAAAAAUACGAGUUUGACACCCUUGCAAUAGAUCGAUGCACAAGUCGGCUAUUUAGGUUUUCAGUUUACAAAUUUGGCGGGAUUUGCGGCAAUUCUUUUAUAAAAAACAUUUAUUUGCGUAAUGUUCUAAUCCCGGGAUUGUUUAUUUUGUUUUAGGAAUGUGUCGCGGACACAUAUAUGUUAGUCAAUUAUUUAACUCACUGAUAUCAGUUUUGACUUUAUAUGCUGCCAGCGUCUGCAGGACAUGAAUCUUCCAAAAUAUUACAACUAGCUGUCAGUAUGAUACAAACUACUACAUAUAGUUGAAUUAAUUUAAUAUUUUACAGUGUCAAAACAAAUUCGUAAUAUAGUUUGUGUUGAGUCUUGUGCACUUUAUGUUGUACAGAAAAUAACAAUUCAAGUAUGUAAACAAGGUUUCACACUACAGUGCACUUUCACCAACUCACCACCAGGGGCUUGCAGUUCAAUUUAAAAUGGCUUUUUUUUUUUUUUUACUGUGCUUCCUUCACAGGAGGCCCAUUGAAGAUGCUGUUGUGUCCAGGUCAUUGAACACACCAUCAGAAGUCAAAUACUGUAAGUACCUUUUUCUUUAAUCCACACAAAAUGUACUUAACUCUAAGGUAAGUGGAGUAUUUUUUUUCUCUAUUUUCUGUGUUUGUACCAUUUUGUCCAACAAAAUAUGUGAAUAAAAUAUGAAAGUUAAUUAGAA